AGAAGGUGUUGAAAAACUCGAGAAGUACAUUAGUAACCCUAUACGGUCAUCAUGAACGAUGGUAACAGGGACAACAGCAUGCAUUAGUAACCCUAUACAUAUUACGUCUUCCGCUCCUACCUCUCCGUGAACAAGCACAAGCUUGAUAAAGAUUAUAUCCUGCAAUUAUAGGAUCCACAUGGCCUCAACUACAAGAACAUAGAUACUGCAAGAUGUCCUCUACGUAUUUUCUACAAAUACGUCUCCCAUCCUUCGCAGUGAAGAUGAUUAGAGUAGCUUUCAUUCUACGACUCGCGCCGGCCUCUACAACCUUUCCACUAGUAGUUGGGGCAUCAACGGCGCCAGCAGGCUCGCACUAUUCAACCGCUGGCCAAGAGCUGGUCGAGCCUGAGGCUAUUUCCUCAGUUGGCGGCACGCUUUCUACAACGCUGACGAUAUCGCAAUGGAGUUUCACUACCCCAGCUGGCGUGACCUUGAAAGUGCGUGCCUAUAACGAUCGACUGCCUGGGCCGACUUUGAGGCUCAAUUAGGAAAAGGAGUUCAAAUUGAGGUUGUCGAUCAAGUCUCAUUUAGUAGGAAUUUCGACGAUUUCAUCAGCCAACUGAAAAACCACCUCUAAUUAAAGCGUGGCGACACGGUAAAUGUGAAUCUGGUGAACAGUUUAGGGCAAUGCUCGCAUCCAGGAGUGGAAAAUCAGCUACGAGACUCCUGCGUCACGAACCUGCACACUCAUGGUCUGCACAUUGGAUCGAAUUAUGGCUUCUGAUAGAAUUAAGCCUCUCGACUGAGAGAUUGGCACUAUCAAGAGGAAAGUGUGAUCUAAAUUGGGUAGAAAUCGUCAGGGAAAUCUUAGGUAACCUGCCAAAUACUCAAUACUCUUGAAAAGCGCAGGCACCUAUGUAUCUAUAUCAAUUGAUCUUCAAGCGCAUUCAUCUGCCUACUCAAAAGUUUUUGAUCAAGAAUUAAGAACCUGAACGAGUCGAUCCAUCUCGCCUCUUCGAAAAUUUUUGAUACUCGUCGCUUAUAUACAAUUACUGCAAGGUCUGAAGCUUCUGAAACUAAGUUCUGAAACUCCUUCCGAAACUAAAAGGAUACUAACUACUCUUAAAAGGGAAAUCUUAGGUAACUCAGUUAAUGAAGAUCAAGCUAAUACUAAGUAAUGAAUAAAACUAAAGGCUUCUUCUAAGUAAUGAAGAUCAAGCUAAUACUAAGCACAUCUCAGCACUCGUCCGUUGCGCUCCGUCUUAGUUUUAAUGAAUAAACUAAUAGGCUACAACUAGUUCUAGUUUACUCCAUUUUUGUAAUAUUAGUAGGCUAUUUCUAUUAGUUAAACUAUUAAUACUAAGUUGUACUCCAUUUUUGUUCAUCUUCUAACCAAACCGACCGGAAGAUGAUGUCCUAUCUGUAAAACUUGCUCCGUCAACAUCGUUCUCCUACAGUUACAGCGUCCCGCCAGACCAUCAGGGUGGCACCCACUGGUACCAUCCCCACCAUCACGGCAGCACAGCGCUGCAGACUGGAGCAGUCGCUGCAGGAGCACUAAUUGUGGACUAUGGAAUGCGCCAUGUUCUAGUAGAAGAGGUCGCAUUAGCACGUAGUAGAAGAGGUCUUUUUGGCCAACAAAGUACGAUCAACGAGAGGCGAUGGCCAACAGUAGCCUCUAGCCUAAGCCUAGGACAAAGCAGUAGACCCCCGAACAAGACUUGGCUCUAUCAGUAAAAAUAGCGCCAAGAUAUCGAUAUUUGAGACAAUAGAGUCGCCAAUAAAGUAGUGCCAUCUCUAACUCUAUCUUUAAUGCCAAAUCAGCUACUUCUUCCUUGUUGGUGUUUAUCGUCUUCUAAGAGGACAAUAAAAUUGAUUCUUCUAAUUUCAUGACGAUCCUGCAGACGGUCUGAGUUCGCUUAUCACCAGCAUGGCGGAAAAGGUGUUCGUGAUGAGCAUCCUCAACAACGAUAUCGCAGCAUUAGAUUAAGGGUUGCGUGGUCAUCUACAAGCUGUGUCGGUCACAGAGAGGAGUGGAAAGAUCCACUUGGACGGCAACGACUUUACUCAGGUUGCCUGUCUUUACUCGGGCUCGAUUUGCAAGAUCCAAAACCUAACCUAACCCCAACUACACCAAAAUAUCUUCUUGAUGUUCUGCUGCGCAAGGGGUUAGAGUUAGAAGUAGUUUGGUGAAUUGGGAUUCAGGGGGGAAGAGGCGGGUGGAUAGGCGGGGCGGUAGACAAGUGAACUUGCAGCCUCUAAAUCGAGUCCGAGGCUGGCGGGAAUUGGAUCACUACGAGUCCAUCGCAGCCGCUGCUUUUAGUGAAUGGGAUGACGCGGCCUAGGCUCACCCUCGUAGCAGGUAAAUGGACUAGACUUAUGCCCAAGCAUUUAAAGUUUCUAUCUUUCUCAAUCUCAGCAUGAUCUAUUUGUUGGUAACCUAGAAGAACGUAACCCGGUUUUGUUCCCAUGGAAUGCUUGCAUGAUCUCUCAAUUUGUAUACUUUUGAUUCCGUAGAACUAGAAGAGGUGCAUGUGCAUGAUCUCUUUAGAAGUAUCAUUGGUUCUAUAGUUCCGAUGAAUAAUAGAACUGGAAGAAUAGCUUUGGUCUAGAUUAGCAGGAUAUCUUUGGUGCCCAUUUGUUCCGAUAGAACAAAAAUACAAGGGAACAAAAGGCACUUCCACUACCAAGAUGAUGGGGAGACCAGGAAGGUAGAUCCAAGCUGACUCUAAUAGACUGCGAACCAUCCUGGCUGCAGUGAUUCACUAUGUCGUUCUCAAUAUCCCAUCUGAUUGUGAAGCCAUGUUACUUGCAAAAGACGGGGUGUGGCUUAUGGGCGGCCCAAGACCGGUUUCGCAAAUCCUAUGGGCGCCCGGCAAUCGGAAUGACUUUGCUGUACGCUGCAACACGGUUGGCGGACCUUAUCUUAAGAGCCUGAGUCUGUCUGUCUAA
Molecule: messenger RNA, 2934 nt
Organism: Amoebophrya sp. A25
Lineage: Eukaryota; Dinophyceae; Syndiniales; Amoebophryaceae
Source: the annotation of a GenBank genome assembly